GUAGCAUUACACCUGAGGACUUUCUAAUCUUGCAGUACUAUGGACAAGGCCCGUCUAAGGCUUGCUUCAGCAAAAGCUGUCCAGUGCUGGUCAAAAGUACUGGGAUAAAAAAAUACCAAUUGACGUCUUUUAUUUGACUUUAAGAUAUCACAUUCUAGAGCUUUUCUUUCAUGCAAAAGUUUGUUAGAAAUGUUUGUUUACUUGGCAUUGUAUUCCUGUUCUUAGUAUGAAGAUAAAAUGUGUGUAUUGUUCCAUUGCCUUUUGUUGUCUAAAAGCAGAUGAUGUUUGCUUAUCCAGAGAUUGUGAUAUCUUUCCCACUAGUGGCAGCUGACUUCGUCUUGGCACAUAGCUAGGGUGUCAACCCACAAGCUAGAAAGCUAUUCCUUAGCAAAGUACACCAAUAUAUAUAGGAAAGGCUUCUGGAUGCGAAGUAUGCUUGUGGCUUCUUAUUCAGCAUAACUGGAUCCCAUCCACUCAAGUUUAAAGAGCUAUUUGGCAUUAAAACCUUCAUGAAAAGCUUUUUACCAUUUAAAGAUGCUCAUCUGCACCCAUGGAUAGAAAACAUAUUGGAAAUCCUAAAGACCAUACUUUCUUUUGGAGAGAUUUCAAAGGAUACAAAAUCAAGGAUGUUUACCCACAAGCUAGGAAGCUAUUCCUCAGCAAAGUACUCCAAUAUAUAAAGGAAAGGCUUCUGGAUGCGAAGUAUGCUUGUGGCUUCUUAUUCAACAUAAUUGGAUCCCAUCCACUUGAGUUUAAAGCGAACAAGCAUCUCCUUCAGAAGCCGCAGAGGAGGAGGAACUGGAGGCCUCGAAAGACCCAAAAGAAUCAAACAGAGAAGAGAAAAUGGAUUCUUCCUAUAGAGGGGCGGUAAGAGAAUCGGAUGAUGAACCCCUUGUAAUCUCUCUUUGCCUUCUCAUCUUUGAACUAGAUUGCUUGGCAUCUAACUAGUCCUUUCCCCUUGAAUUUUGUUAUCUUGCCUCCAAUGUGGAGCAUGUGGAAGCUAUGAGGAGCAAAAAUAACAUAAAGCUUGGAGAUUGGCCUUCUCUUUAAAAACUCAAAUGUUGGAUUUGGCUUUGUUGCCAUUGUCCCAACCAUGGGCCAUCGAUCUGAGAUGCUGAAGGAAGAUGAAAGUUGUGGUACCUACAAUAUAUCUAUAUAUAUAUAUAUAUAUUGCUAAUAAACUACAGU
Molecule: messenger RNA, 1188 nt
Organism: Magnolia sinica
Lineage: Eukaryota; Viridiplantae; Streptophyta; Magnoliopsida; Magnoliales; Magnoliaceae
Exons: 4
Coding region: 551-871 (106 amino acids)
Source: RefSeq, a predicted model, not a curated record